Messenger RNA from Porites evermanni, 1410 nucleotides. NCBI's taxonomy places the organism in Eukaryota, Metazoa, Cnidaria, Anthozoa, Scleractinia, Poritidae. The record is from the annotation of a GenBank genome assembly.
GAGAUAGACAACAGCCAGGGUAGAAUAUUGAUCUACCCAGCUGAGUUUGAUGCAGAAAACGAAAAGGAAUAUUUAGACUUUCAGCGUUGGUGCAAAGAGGAUGGCAGGGAUAUGCCAUCGUGGCCGCCCAAGGAGGAAAACCCCAAAGAAGAAGAAAAAAAGAGUCAAAGAGACGAAGAAAACGACGAGGACAACGACGACGAAAGUGACGACGAAAGCGACGACAGCUAUGAUUGGUACCCAGAAUAUCCAGAACAGUAUAAAGUCACGAGCGAUCCAAUGCCUGCUGAAGCAACCAUGAGUCGUCCGAUCGCCUACCUGCUAUUUAGAGACAGAGCUGAGCUUUUGUUUCAAAGCGUGGUGAAAGGUUUGUCCUCGGCCAAAAAAACGACAAAAUUAAGCCCCCUGCAGGAAGCAGUUUUGAAGAACAUUCAGGAAAACAGAAAAUUACCUAGUGUUGCGAUUUCGCUUGAGAGAACUAGCUUCCUGGUUCGCAUUUCCGCUCUGCAGUCAUCUGUACCUGUUUACCGCGACAUUAGAGUGCCAUCAAAUAUGAACCUGCGUAUGUUCCAAACCCGAGUUCUGUGUCCUGUCUUCGACUGGGAUUCAAAGUUAAUGCCAUUAAAAUACAUGUACUACCUCCCGCAUACGUGCUAUCCCUCUGGGCGCCGACCCUUAUCAAACUUCAAAGACAUUGUGUUCACAACACCCUAUCAAGACGAUUUAACUGGGAUGAUGAUGACGUUCAACGAUGAAGCCCUUUAUGCGGAAAUUAUUGACGACAGAGAUGUUUGUCUCGUAGACUUUUUGCAGGAGGCCGGGCACACUUUAUACUACCAGCAUAACCUUACAAUACCCGUAACUUUACAGCUCAAACUUUUGCAAAUUGGCCAGGAAGAUACUGUGGAGCUUAUUGGAGGGACGGGCAUUAGUCCACCUGAGAAUCAUUUGGCAACGGAUGGCCCAUUUGACCAAGAAAUACUUGGAAUUGAUGCUUUCAAUCUUGCUAUCAAAUGGCUACAAUCCCUAUCUAUCCACGAGAGCUACAAGAGGGAAGGCAUGCGCCUGUUGCAGAUCCAACUGAAAGACUCAAAGACAUUUGACCCGACAAAAUUUGAUCUGCCUGGUGCGCGCGAAAGACUUAAUCGAUCAAUUCGUCAUUCUACUGCGAGGACCCAUCUACCAAUCACGACAGGCCAAUCAAUGGACGUGAUAUUUUCAGGUGACCCAACAGUCAUUAGGAAUCUCCCAAAAGUAAAUUUUUUGGGAAUGUGUAAAACAUGCCUUAAAGAGAACGUCAAAUUGCUAAAAUGUGGACGUUGUAAAAGCGUGUUUUACUGCUCAAAAGACUGCCAGAAAAAAGACUGGAAGUCUCAUAAAGCAGUGUGUGCCGUUGCUUACCAUAAAUAA